Molecule: messenger RNA, 1338 nt
Organism: Sphaeramia orbicularis (orbiculate cardinalfish)
Lineage: Eukaryota; Metazoa; Chordata; Actinopteri; Kurtiformes; Apogonidae
Gene: stx18
Product: syntaxin 18
Exons: 11
Coding region: 54-1028 (324 amino acids)
Biological process (GO): intracellular protein transport; retrograde vesicle-mediated transport, Golgi to endoplasmic reticulum
Cellular component (GO): membrane; SNARE complex; endoplasmic reticulum
Molecular function (GO): SNAP receptor activity
Source: RefSeq, a predicted model, not a curated record
ACACUGAUGACGUGUCGGUUUGUUUACAGCGGUGUUGCCGUAGUCGCAUAGACAUGGCUGUUGAUAUAACUUUACUUUUCAAAGCCAGUGUUAAGACUGUAAAGACGAGAAACAAGGCGAUAGGAAUAGGCUUUGACUCCACGAAAGAUGAGAUUUUCAAAAGGAGCAGACCUAAGAGUGGCUUUUCUCCGAAGGCGAAAGAAGUGAUCACAAACAUCACCAAGCUCAAAGACUUUCUGCUGCAACACAGGAAAGAUUAUGUGAGCGCCGGAAGCCUCAUCUCAUCAGACAUCAGCCGUAUGACAGACAGUGAACGAGAUCAGAUCGACCAGGAUGCUCAGAUCUUUAUGAGGACCUGCUUUGAAGCCAUCAAGCAGCUACGCAAUGAAGCUGAGAAGCAGGUGACGUCAGCUCAGAUAAAGGAGCACAGAGGGGCAGUGCUGGACCUCAUUGAAAUGUAUCUGAAAGGAGUUUGUAAACUGUACUCAGAGCAGAGAGCGAUCCGAGUCAAGAGGGUGGUGGAUAAGAAGAGACUGUCACGGUUGAUAUCAGACCACCACCACCGAGAGGAGAAACCGGUGGAGGUGGAGCCGACAGAGGAGAAGGCUGUAAAGGACGACAGCACUGUGGAGAAGAGUGUGUCCGAGGUCCUGGAUAACACUGUCAACCCGUGGGAGGAGGGCCGAGUGGAGGAUGAGCUCUCCCCGGAGGAAAUCCAGAUGUUUGAGCAGGAAAACCAGAGGCUGGUUAGUGAAAUGAACAAUCUGGUCGAUGAAGUCAGGCAAAUCGAGGGGAAAGUGGUGGAGAUCUCUCGACUUCAGGAGAUCUUUGCUGAAAAAGUCCUUCAACAAGAAACAGAGAUAGACAAUAUUCACCAGCUGGUAGUUGGUGCUACAGAGAAUGUUAAAGAAGGGAAUGAAGAUAUACGGGAGGCAAUUAAAAACAACGCUGGCUUCAGGGUGUGGAUCCUUUUCUUCCUGGUCAUGUGCUCAUUCUCUCUUCUCUUCUUGGAUUGGUACGACAGCUAACACCACCUCUGACAUGGACUCUGUAGGACAGGACACAUCUGUCUGGCUCUGGCUCAUGCUGGGUACGUCCUAAAAGCAGCGACGACAACACUGAGACUGAAUGUACGGUUUAAUGAGCCGGACCUGGUGGACAGAAAGACACAUCAUCAUCAAAUUGUUCUGGAGGAUUUAGUGUUUAAGCGUGGGAAGGUCUUUAAUUUUAUUAUCUAACAGUCUUCGUCCGGAGCUUUCAGAUCAGCUUUGACAUAAAAAGGCACUUCCUCCAGCUGAUGCUUUCUUUAACUGGAGCUACACGUCACUGUAAAACUGA